GGCGCUGCCUCCGCCUCUCCCCAGCACUGCGCGCGCGCGGCCUGCCCGGGGCCCGGCUGAGGCGGCGCCCGGCCGGGCCGGUGGCGGCCCUGAGGCGGCGGGCAGGGCCCUGCGCCCCUCACAGCGGCCGCGUGAGGUACUUCCUUUCUGACUUGCAGUAGCAGAAAGAAACCGAAGACGUUGAAGGAAGACGCCUGCUGCCUCUUGCUCUGCAGUAACCAUGCUGCAGCAAUGAGACUAUAGCGAGCCCUUCCUGUGUGGCCUCCAUGGGUCCCACUCAACUCAGCACACAAGAUCAUGGGAAGAGGGUGGCAAGUGUAUUUGAGAUGGAGGAGGAAGGGCUUUCACUCUUCUCUGGCUCAGAGAACCCCCCUGAGCAUGCAGAAAAUCCCCCCUUGAAGCGGAAGAAGGGCCCAGCCCCAAAGAUGCUGGGAAAUGAAGUGUGCAGCGUGUGUGGCGACAAGGCCUCCGGCUUCCACUACAACGUGCUGAGCUGCGAAGGCUGCAAGGGCUUCUUCCGCCGCAGCGUCAUCAAGGGUGCCCAGUACGUCUGCAAGAACGGCGGCAAGUGUGAGAUGGACAUGUACAUGCGCCGCAAGUGCCAGGAGUGCCGGCUGCGCAAGUGCCAGGAGGCGGGCAUGCGGGAGCAGUAUGUUCUGUCUGAAGAGCAAAUCAGGCUGAAGAAGCUGAAGAAACAGGAGGACGAUCAGGCUCGGACAGUCGUGGUGCGUCCAAACCCUCCACACCCACCAAGCCCUUCCCACAAACUGACGCCUCAACAGUUAAGCAUGAUAGAGAAGCUCGUGGCCGCUCAGCAGCAGUGCAACCAGCGCUCGUUCACAGACAGGCUCAAAGUGACGCCAUGGCCCCAAGUUCCUGACCCUAAUAACCGUGAAGCGAGGCAGCAGCGUUUUGCUCACUUUACAGAACUUGCAAUUAUCUCUGUGCAAGAGAUUGUGGACUUUGCCAAGCAACUGCCCGGCUUCCUGGACCUCACCAGGGAAGAUCAGAUCGCUUUAUUGAAGACAUCUACGAUAGAGGUGAUGUUAUUGGAGACAUCUCGACGCUACAAUCCAGAGAUUGAGAGCAUCACUUUUCUUAAGGACCUGAGCUAUAAUCGGGAUGACUUCGCCAAAGCAGGUCUGCAGUUUGAGUUCAUUAACCCCAUCUUUGAAUUCUCAAAGGGAAUGAAUGAGCUACAACUCAACGAUGCUGAAUAUGCACUUUUAAUCGCCAUCAACAUUUUCUCUGCAGACCGACCGAAUGUGCAGGACCAGUCCCUGGUGGAGAGACUGCAGCACACCUAUGUGGAAGCCCUUCAUUCUUACAUCUGCAUCAACAGACCAAACGACCACCUGAUGUUUCCACGGAUGUUAAUGAAGCUGGUCAGUCUUCGGACACUAAGUAACGUCCACUCUGAACAGGUGUUUGCCCUUCGGCUGCAGGACAAGAAACUCCCUCCCCUGCUCUCAGAAAUCUGGGAUGUGCAUGAGUGACUGCAUGCUCCCAGGGCACUGAUAUGCCGACAUAACACCAUGUCCCAGCCUUUGCUAACAAGAAGCCAGCCUCCCCUCUCCAAAGCACUGAACUCUGGGCUAGGCAGUGCAGGGAGUGAUGAGCCUGGGGUUGCAGUGUUAUCAUGAGAUUAUGCAGGAGGCAGCUGGGGUAGAUCAGAUGGGGGGGUUGGUUUUGAUGUAGUGCCCACGCCCCAAAUGAGUAGCAUGAAACAUCUGAAAACGGUAGAAAUGAAGACCCUCCCCACGCACAUACACCUCUUUCUUCAGAGUCUCUUUCUCUUUUCUAAGCAUGUCCUGGGGAUUGGCCCAUUGAUCCUUUCCUCUCUUGUUGAUUAUGAAAAUGAAUUUGCAGGAACUUGCCAAACCAUCUCUGUUGAGAGUAACCCAGCUCAAAAGGCUUCUGCAGGGUCCCCAGUGUACCUGGAUCUGAGGAGCUCAGGGAAGUCAAUGUGGAUGUUCUAGGGGUUUCACUGGGUUUCCGAUAAAUAAAAUCUCUUGUACGUACUGCCCUUUACAAAGAUUCCAAGAGAAGUAGCUGUUAUUUCUUUAUUAUGAGACUUCAUCUCUAGAGUUGCCCUUUCAUUCUGACCCUUCUUUGGAAAGAAGAUUCCUCUAAUGUGUGAUGCCCUUUGUCUAACAGGGAGGUCCUCUGGGUAGGGAACAUUUGUACAUCAGGAAGACGUCAGGCAUAAAGCAGUGGACUUUUUUUAACAUAAUAUAUUGCAAUUUUAUCUCAUGAUGGUUCUCAAACAGUUUACUUUACCUUUGAUUCGCUAACACCUGGAAAACUUUAGUUCAAAACAAAUCAGGGCAUAGAUAUUGAUCUUUAGGAGUGGAAGA
This is a messenger RNA of Anas platyrhynchos (mallard), 2357 nucleotides long. It is a transcript of the gene NR1H3, whose product is annotated as nuclear receptor subfamily 1 group H member 3. Gene Ontology annotation, biological process: lipid metabolic process; cell differentiation; negative regulation of transcription by RNA polymerase II. NCBI's taxonomy places the organism in Eukaryota, Metazoa, Chordata, Aves, Anseriformes, Anatidae. Gene Ontology annotation, molecular function: nuclear receptor activity; RNA polymerase II cis-regulatory region sequence-specific DNA binding; zinc ion binding. Gene Ontology annotation, cellular component: RNA polymerase II transcription regulator complex. The record is from RefSeq and is a predicted model, not a curated record.